AUGGCGCCCAACGAGAGCUCUGAGGAUGUCAAUGACUUCCUCCAGCGCAUUCGGGAACUCGGCGAGCGCCGCGACAAAGAAGACGACGAGCGCACCAAGAAACUCGAAGAGGAGAUCUUGCAGGGGCGGAAGGAAAGACAAGCCCGGAGAGCCGAGCGAGCUCGAUCCCUCGCCCUUACCGAUGACUCCUCCACACUGAACAUCGCCCGCCUGAGCGCCUCCUCUAUUAGUCCCGGGUCGAUUAACCCACCAGAACACCUGGAACCCACGCCGCAUACAGAACCAAACGCAAGUGUGGACUUGAGCGAAGACACAUUGAACACGAGGCGCGGGUCAGUUCAGGAACCCAUGGACGCUCAACCACGGGAACUGCCCACGCUGUCCCGGAGCCGGGCGGGUACGCUGUCAUGGCAGCAACGGCCACCCUCGCGGGAACUCGGGGCCAUGUCCCCCUCAGCCUCCCCCACCCGUUCCCCGACUCGUGCGAGCCAUUUGAGACACCACUCCACGGCCUCAGACGAUAGACCUCGCUCUCAGUAUGGCUUCCCACGGCUGUCGAAGGAUUUUGCAGGGUUCUCUCGGUCACCGGAGCGGGGGCUGGCCUCGCCCACUCGGGGGAAAGAAGAACGGUCGGAGAGUCAGACAGAGCCCGAGCUGGCACCUCAGGUACCGGAGGUGAGCGAGGAACCAAGUGCCAAGCUAGAUAAACUAGAGGCAGUAGAAGAGAGGCCUUCGUCGCCGCCAAGGACAGGGUCUCGGGAUAGCACCUUCAGCCAUCGCUUCUCGGUAUCAUCUGUGUCGGCGGGGUUGGGUUCACCAGUGCAUUUGUCUGAGACGCAGAAAUUGGAGCCUCGACAGGCUGAGUCGACCGUUGAAGAACCUGCGGCGUCCCCCACCCAGCGGCGCAUGUCACCAGAGCGCAGUCGCUCCACUUCACCAACGAAGGGAAUGGGAGGCUUUGUGCAAAGUGCCAUGAUGAGAAGAUCAGAUAGCGUGUCGAAGAGAUGGAGUGCACAGGUUCCACAAGGGCUGAGUCGGUCAAACUCCAUUAUUUCAAAUCGCAGCAGUGUGGCAGGUCCAAGCCUGGGGGAAAUGGGACCUCCUCCUCUUUCCCGACCUCGGGGUGACUCUUCAACUCUCCCACCUCGACCUGACUCAAGUCACAGCGACGCACACACAGAAACAACCGAACGACCAACCACUCCUUUAACGCCCGGAAUUGGGGAUAGAGAAGGUCUUCGGGGCGAAGGUAGCCCAAGCAGAGUGUUCCGUCCCAGCCAUUCGCGAUCAGCGAGCUCCGUCACGGCCGACGGUAGCGACGCACAGUCAAGCCCAUUCGUCUCCAAAACAAUGGAUCCCCGACGCUGGAGCCCAAGCAAGGCAACGUGGCUAGAAAGUGCCCUCAACAGGCCGGAGCUGCCCCGUCAACCUUCCAAGCCCCCAUCGCAACAACCUAACUGGGCUCGAGAUCGCCAGUCUCGUGGGAGCGUGGAUAUGGGGCGAGUGAACAGUUUCAAAGAAGUCACCCCCGUUGGCUUGAUGCGCACACCUCCACCGGGACUCCUCAAGAAGUCAGGCGUUUCGGGACCUUCACUUCCAACGAGCCCCGAUAAGGAAAACCCCCCCGAGUCCCCCAUAGGAUUCCCUCUGAAGAAGACCAGUAUAUCUGGUGCUUCUGUCUCUGGAAGCCCUGAUGGAAAACACAAAGAUGCUCUUCCCGGCUCUCCUCUGGCAUCUCCUUUGAAGGGCCCUAACUUCUCUGGCCAAUCUGUUGCUGAGGCCCCCGAAGACAAAUCUACAGAGGCCGUGCCUGAGUCUCCUGCAGAGUUCCCCUUCCGCAAGCCGAGCUUGUCAGGGGCAUCAGUCUCCGGAAGCCCUACCACCCGCCCCACCGAGACCACACCUGCUUCUCCAUCGGGGAGCCUUUUUAAGAAGUCUGUAUCGAGCGCCUCUGGGAUUGGGAGCCCAGAAGCCAAGUCUAAAGAAACUGCCCCGGAGUCCCCAAAGGCUCUCGGCGACUCUGCCUCAAAGCCUGCAGAAGAUAGACCUGGCUCUCAGUCACACAUCGACGAUACCCUCAAGGCUCUAUCAGGUGGGGAACCGACCGAAGAACCCAGCGCUGUUUCCCGUGAUGAAGCGGAGAUCAAAUCCCCCGAAGCACAAGAACCGCUGACGCCCGUCGGGUCUGAACUCACUCCCCAGCCUGAAGCUGCGCCAACUCCCAGAGACCCUCCCAAGUCUUUGGUCAGUCCUAAGCCCAACUUCUCUAUCAAUACAUCUUCCCGGGGGCCAAUCUCGCCCACGCCCAAGCCAGCACAGUCACCAGUCAUCGAUUUCCGUGCCAACCUGAAGAAACGCGAGGUUGUCAAAGAGACCGAGAAAGAGAAAGACACCGAUUUCCGCGCGAAUCUGAAGAAACGCGAGGUCGUCAAAGACAACGAAAAGGAGAAAGAGCCUGACUUCCGAGCAAACCUGAAGAAACGCGAGGUCGUCAAGGAUAGCGAGGAGACGAAAGAGCCAGAAUUCAAGAACAUCUUCGGCCGGCUUAAGAAAACAGAGACUCGCAACUAUGUUGCCCCCGACGAACUCAAGGGAAAUAUCCUACGGGGUAAAGCUUCUCUCAACGAAACCGGUGGACCUAAGAAGACUGAGCGCGUCGAUGAGUUCAGGAGGAGUCUCGUCAUGCGCAAAGAUGAGAUGAAGGCAGGCGGUGGCUCCAUCCGGCGUAACACCGCUGGCGAGAAGGAUGCGCCGAAACCCGCGGAUGCCGUGCCUGAAGCAAUCGCCAAGCGACAGAACAUGACCAGGACCAACAGCAUCAAGCAAAACAUUGCGGAUGAGCCGAUCUCUCCUGUCAAGAGCGUUGGCUCGCGGGCGUCUCAGGAUAGGAAGCCGUUCUCCCCAACGUCAUCUUUCAAGGACAUGGGCUCCUCCCGCACUUCGCAGGAACAAGAACCUUUAUCGCCAUUCCCUGCGGACGAUGGUCUAGAUGGGCCCGGCUGGCCGUUGAAACCCACCAAUGUCACGGCCCCAUCUGCCGCUGAGGAUCUCCAACCAGCCUCGCCAUCUCCUGCCGUCGAUCUCGUUGAUGAGAAGCCAGAGGCAUCCCAUGCGAUCAGUCAAGACCAGGUGGCCCCUGAGCUGAGCCCUGCUCGCCAGGAUGGACCUCGUGAAGUCAUCGAGCCCACUGAGCCCGCCACAGACAAGGAACACUCGCCUGAGGUCGCAAAAGCCAGCCCAGUCCACGAGUUCCCCCCAAAACCCAUCGCAGAAGCCACCGCGAGCCCCGUUCAAGCCGCAAAGAGCAAACUAGCCGGCCGGAUCAACCCUGCACUCGCAGGCCUCCUUUCCCGUGGCCCGCCUGCCCCCGAAGGACCGAAGAAGGACCUACCGAUUGCCUCUACGCAAAGCAGCCCCGCCCCAUCUGCGCCCCUCGAACACACAACUAAGAGCCGGGCCAGAGGCCCCAAGAGACGUCCUCCCCAGGCUACGACUUUGACCCAGUCCGCUCAGGAUCCCACUAAGGAGGUUGGUGCUAUCUCCUGCUUUGAUGCCAUUCCAUCACAGACUCCUCCAUCCCCUGUUGAGUCUUUUGACGACGUUUCGGAUCGCUUCUCGCAAAAUGAUGAUUCUGUUCCUGACACCGAGAUCCCUCGUCCAGAGAGCCCUGUAGCCGAGCACCUGCCUAUCGAAGAUCCUCCUGUCGCGCAACUCCCUGCCGAGAAGCUCCCCGUCGAGCAGCCUUCCCUCCCACAAUCCUCCGCCGAAGAGACCCAUAUCGAGCAGCUUCCCACCGAGCCAUCUCCUGUCGAACAACCCCGCGAUGAGCAACCCUCCUCCGAGACCUUACACGCCGAAGAGCCCGUCGCCAAGGAGCCUUUGGUCGAGGAACCUCCUUCCCCUGAGUUACUCCCUAGUGCGACAUACGUUGAGCAGCGCCCUUUCUUUGAAGACUUUUCUGCUGAAGAUUCUGUCUCUGAUCGACUUUCUUUCGAUGCGCCCUCCUCUCCUGAUCUAUUCCGUGGUGAGAAGUUCGCGGAUGAGCACCCCUCCGCCGCGGGCUUCCAUUUUGAAGAGCCCAUCGCCGAGAGACUAUCCUUCGAUGCACCUUCCUCGCCUGAGCUACCUCGCGAUGAAAAGUUCGUCGACGAGGAACCCACCGCCGCGACCAUCCAUACCGAGGAGUCCGUCGCCAAGAGACUGUCUAUUGAAGUGCCUUCCUCGCCUGAGCCACUCCACACUGAGAAGUCCCUAGAUGAGCGUCCUUUGUCAAAAGAUCUCCAUCACGAGUAUCCUGUUGCUGAGCAACUCUCUGUCGAAAGGCCUUCUUCUCAGGUCAUCCCCGAUGAGAAGCGCACUGAUGAAAUGCCUUCUGCCGAGACUCUCCACGCCGAACAGUCUAGCCCUGUCGCUGAGAAAGCUCCUCUGGCAGCAUUCUCCUUCGACUUGCCCCCAAGUGACAACAUCGUUCCCGAGACACAUGCAUCUGAAGAAUACCACCCCGAAGAGGUGAUUUCAGAGCAAACCCCGGCCAGAGAGCCUUCUCCCGAAGUUCUUGAUGAAAAGUCUCAUGAUGUGCGACGUUUGUCCGACAAUUUCCAUGUUCAAGAGACCACGACCGAGAAAAUGUUGAACGAGUCCCUUGAUGGGAAAGCCCCCGCUGAUGAGAGCCUGCAUGCCGAAAAUCCUGUUGUCAACUCAUCCCUUGUUGAGCAAACUUCUGUUAAGGCGCCUGCUUUUGCAGAGCCAACCGCUGAGCAGCCUUCUCUCGAGCGUCUUUCACUGAAGGAGUUCUCUUUUAACGAUACCAGUGCUGAAAAACAGCCUGUCGACAUGCCUUCUGCUGAGGAUCCUUCUGUCGAACAAGUUCAAACUGAGAAGCUGCCUGUUGAACAACCUAUCGAGCCACUCCCUGUUGAGCACGGCCUGAAGGAGCGUUCCUCUGUGGAGAGCCUACGUGUGGAGGAGCCUAUUGCUGAGCAACACACCGUUCAGGAACCCAGCGUCGAGCAACACCUUGCUGGGCAGACCCUGAAGGAGCGAUCUUCCAUUGACAGCCUCCGUGUCGAGGAACCCAUUGUUGAGCAACUCCCUGUCAAAGAGCCAUCUCCCGAGCCAAUUGAAGUGCAAAAGCCUGUGGAACAACCCUCCAUUGAGCAACACAACGAUGAGAACGUGGCGCCCCCAGUUCCCCUCAAGAGCGAGCCCCCACGUAGGGUCCCUUCGCCGCUUCAGCCUCGAUCCCUGACAACGGAUUUCAAUACCUUCCCUUCUCGUCCAUCCGAAGAGACACGGAGCGGGCUUGCGAGCCCUGGAGAGCCCAGUCCAUCAAGUGGCCCCCCUGUGCCAUCAAAGUCCAACUCUCCCUCAUCCUUGUCUCCCUCAACGCCCAAGUCAAGGUGGAUCCAGCAGAAUCGAUAUGCGUCGCCAUCGCCAUCGCCUCUGAGAACAAGCUACAAUGAGAACCGGAGGGAUUCUGCCGCUACUCAGCACAGUACAUCCGCUACAACCAUUGGCUCCUCCCGGGAAGCUCUCAGUCGACCUGUCAGCCAUGUUUCCCCGCCAGUUCCCCCCAAGGACGAUGAACCUACGCCCCAAAAGCCAGUCGACCCUCGCAGACUGUCCCGCAAAAUGUCUGCUCCUUCACUGGUUGCUCAGGCAAGCGAGGCUAAAGAGGUCAUUGCGGGAUUUUUCAAGACGUUCCCCAACCCUCAGACUCGCAUGGAUAUCGAUCCUCAGGUGCCACUCAUGAAAAGUCCGGAUGAUACUAAGAUUCGGACGAUCAAGCGUCAUAUCUGGGAACUCACUGGUGACGGUAGACGUCAGGAACUCCCAUCUCACCAAGAGUACAUUCUCUACCAAGGAAGCAUGUAUAUUUGCGUGCACGUUUUCGAGAUCGGCCGAAGCACUACUUCGGAGGUAUACCUUUGGCGUGGAGAUGAUGUUCCCGACACCGCAGUCGAUAGCGAGCAAGCCUUUGCGCGCAAGGUUGCCCGCGAGAACAGCUCGAAGUUGCAAGUCAUCCGUCAAGGCAAGGAGCCCACGCGAUUCAUCCAAGCGCUUGGUGGUAUCAUGAUCACCCGUCGUGGAUCCAGCUCCCGCCACAACUCCUCGGCCCUUUACAUGCUCUGUGGGCGUAAGCACUUGGGUCAGAUGACCUUUGACGAGGUGGACUACUCUCUGCGCAACCUCUGCUCCGGCUUCCCCUAUGUUGUCUCAGCCCCCUUCGGCAAGCUUUACCUGUGGAAGGGAAAAGGCAGCGGACCCGAAGAGACCGGUGCUGCCCGUCUCAUCGGCAUGGACCUCGGUCUGACCGGCGAGUUUGAAGAAGUCGGCGAGGGCGAAGAGCCCGAAGACUUCUUCGACGUCUUCGCGGGCCCCCGAGAAGCCGCACCACACAUGUGCCAGGACUACUGGCGCCUCAAGCCCAAGUACAGCCACUUCCGCACCCGUCUGCUUCGCAUCGACCACGAGCUCGGUCAACCCACUCGGUUCUGGAACCUGCGCCGCCCUGGCUCUGGCUCGCCCGUCGUGAGGCCCAACGACUGCGUGCAAGAGAUCGAACCCUUCUGCUACCGGGACAUUGGCGACAAGGACGUCUACAUCUUGGACACCUUCUUUGAGAUUUAUGUCAUUGUCGGCGAACAAGCCAUUCAGAAAUCCGCCGAUUUCGCCUCGGCCGUUGUCUUUGCGCACGAAUACGGCAUUCUCGCCACCUCGCUUCAGGAUCGCCCGUUCAUCCCUAAGAGUUACGUCGCCCUCGGGGGCGUGGCUGAUCGUUGCCAGAGCGCGUUCCGCAAAUGGAACCCGCGGAACCACCAUGCGCCUUUUGUGUUCCCUCUCGAUGUGGUGAUUGAGUCGCUUCGCGAGCUCGGGGAAUGA
Messenger RNA from Penicillium olsonii, 6882 nucleotides. Lineage: Eukaryota; Fungi; Ascomycota; Eurotiomycetes; Eurotiales; Aspergillaceae. The record is from the annotation of a GenBank genome assembly.